Molecule: messenger RNA, 1227 nt
Organism: Perognathus longimembris pacificus (Pacific pocket mouse)
Lineage: Eukaryota; Metazoa; Chordata; Mammalia; Rodentia; Heteromyidae
Gene: Nipal4
Product: NIPA like domain containing 4
Biological process (GO): magnesium ion transport
Cellular component (GO): membrane
Molecular function (GO): magnesium ion transmembrane transporter activity
Source: RefSeq, a predicted model, not a curated record
AUGGCGCUCCGGGCCCGCAACGCCAGCUGCGAGAACGGGUCCCUGAUCAGCCUCUACUGCUCCUCGCAAGAAGUCCUGUGCCAGAUCGUGGGCAGCCCCGGCCCCGCGGUGCCCGGCAACGCACGGCCCCUCAGCUGGCAGGAGCGCCUCAGGAAGCGCUAUGGCUUCUACAUCGGCGUGGGCCUGGCCCUGCUCUCCUGCCUGCUCAUCGGGAGCAGCGUCAUCCUCAAGAAGAAAGGCCUCCUCCGCCUCCUCGCCACCGGGGCCACUCGGGCUGUGGACGGUGGCUACGGGUACCUGAAGGACGCCAUGUGGUGGGCGGGAUUCGCCACCAUGUCAGCUGGAGAAGUCGCUAACUUCGGGGCCUACGCGUUCGCACCCGCGACCGUCGUCACCCCCUCUGGGAGCGCUGAGCUGCCCGUCUUCUCCUCCUAUUUCCUGGGAGAGAGCCUGAACCUGCUGGGGAAGCUGGGCUGCGUGAUCUGCAUGGCGGGCAGCACGGUGAUGGUGAUUCACGCCCCCGAGGAAGCCAAGGUCACCACCGUCACGGAGAUGGCCUCCAAGAUGAAGGACACAGGGUUCAUCGUGUUCUCCGUGCUCCUGCUGGUGUCCUGCCUGGUCCUCAUCUUUGUGGUCGCCCCUCGGUACGGACAGAGGAACAUCCUCAUUUACAUCGUCAUCUGCUCGGUGAUCGGCUCCUUCUCGGUGACGGCCGUCAAGGGGCUGGGCAUCACCAUCAGGAACUUCUUCCAGGGGCUGCCGGUCGUACGCCAUCCCCUCCCCUACAUCCUGUCCCUCGUCCUGGCCCUCUCCAUCGGCACCCAGGUCAACUUCCUCAACCGCGCGCUGGACAUCUUCAACACGUCGCUGGUCUUCCCCAUCUACUACGUGGUCUUCACCACGGUGGUGGUGCUCUCGUCCAUCGUGCUCUUCAAGGAGUGGCACACCAUGACCGCCGUGGACAUCGUGGGCACCUUCUCGGGCUUCGUCACCAUCAUCCUGGGCGUGUUCAUGCUCCACGCCUUCAAAGACCUGGACGUCAGCCGCACCUGCCUGCCGCACAUGCGCAGACGCCCCGCCCCCGCGCCCGCCCCGCCGCCCGCCUCCGCCGCCGCCACCACCGCCGUCGUCAGGCUGGAGGACAAGAACGUCCUGGUGGACAAUAUCGAACUUUCCAGCAGCACGCCUCCCGGAGCAGAGCCCAAAGUGUUCACAAUCCAUUCGUAA